Epinephelus fuscoguttatus (brown-marbled grouper) is the source of this 4739-nucleotide messenger RNA. RefSeq lists its product as uncharacterized. NCBI's taxonomy places the organism in Eukaryota, Metazoa, Chordata, Actinopteri, Perciformes, Serranidae. The record is from RefSeq and is a predicted model, not a curated record. The transcript is spliced from 10 exons. The coding region runs from base 342 to 2243 and encodes 633 amino acids.
CGCGCUGCUCUUUACUAUGAUGGGGCUGUUCACACCUUAGACACCCACCAAAAAGAAGACGCACCCCAAGCUUGUUGUCUGUUUGCUUGUCCUGCAUAUUUUAAUGACGCACACAGAUGUUGAUAUUAAGGUUAAAUAAUAAGAUGAAGAGGUCUGAUCUUUAAACAGUCUGCAGGCACACAGGCUGUGGACAGAGCUGUGUUCAACAGCAUGUCAUGGUGACAGGACUCUGCCUCUUCCUGCUGCUGUGCUGAUAACACACAGAGGAGUGGCUGUAGAGAAAGUGAAACUAAACUCGGUGACUCCGUCUGUAAGGAGGAUAAGCCUGACUCUGUUACACGAUGAAGCCGAAGAUUAAAACGACAUGUACGAAGCUUCAGCUGCACCUGCUGAGUUUCUGUCUUCUGUGUUUAAGUGGAAAAACCCGCUGUGAUGGAAACGGUCCAGCUGUCGUCAAAGUGGAACAAGACAGUGAUGCUGUGUUACCCUGUUCCCUCAGCUCCACGGAGAACAUUGAAUCAUAUCGGUUUGAAUGGAAGAAACCUGCUCAGAUAGAUGGUCGUCAGAAGGAGGUGUUCUUUUAUGAUGCAGGCAUCACUUACGACAGCGGGUAUGAGGAGUUCAAAGGUCGAGUCUCUCAUUUUCCUGAAGAACUGAAACACGGCAACGCCUCCAUCAUCAUCAGAAAUACGAAGGUGACUGACAGUGGAAACUACACCUGUGUUUUUCCAAAUCUUCAGCCACCUCAAACAUUCCACAUUAAGCUUGUUGUUGAGCCAGUGGUCGUCACAGUGACACAAGAUGAAGAUGCUUUGUUACCCUGUUCCCUCAGCACCAAGGAGAACAUUGAACAAGGACACUUUGACUGGAAUAAAGUUGCUCAGAAUAAUGAAAAACAGAAGGAGGUGUUCCAGUACCUUAAUGGCAGACAUUCCAAUACCGGCUAUGGAUCUCAGGAUAAAGAGUUUAAAGAUCGAGUCUCUCAUUUUCAAGAAGAACUGAAAGACGCCAACGCCUCCAUCAUCAUCAGAAAUACAAAGGUGGCUGACAGUGGAGACUACACCUGUGAUUUUACUGAGCCACGUCAAACGUUCCACAUUAAGCUUGUUGUUGGCACAUGUCCAAAGCCGUAUUUAAGAAUACUUCGUCCAACAACGGAUGGGAUGCUGUUGCAGUGUGUUGUUCGAGGGGCUUCUCCAAAACCUAAAGUAGAGUGGAAGGACAGUUCUGGAAAGAUCCUUCUUGCUGAAGAACCACAGGUCACAGACAGAGGAGGCCUCUAUGACAUCAUCCUCCAAACUACUGUGACCAAGACGGACAACUACAGCUGUGUCUCUACACAGGAGGAAAUCUGCCAUCAGAUUUCUGACGACACUCAUGUGUCUGUCAAUGGUGCAGCUAAGAAGCCAUUCAUCACAGCACUUGAGCAAACAAAAGACUGGUCACGGCUGCAGUGUGAAGUCCAAGAUGCUUCUCCAAAACCUAAAGUAGAGUGGAAGGACAGUUCUGGAAACAAACUUCCUGCUGAAGAACCACAGGUCACAGACAAAGGAGGAGGCAGCUAUGACAUCAUCCUCCAAACGACUGUGACCAAGACCGACCACUAUCGCUGUGUGGUCACACAGGGGGACAUCAACCAUCAGACUGAAGCAACGAUUCAUGUUUACAUCAGUGGUGGUGUCUUAAAAGACAGAUCAGAUGAAAACAUCAGAGGUGCAGCUAAGAAGCCAUUCAUCACAGCACUUGAGCAAACAAAAGACUGGUCACGGCUGCAGUGUGAAGUCCAAGAUGCUUCUCCAAAACCUAAAGUAGAGUGGAAGGACAGUUCUGGAAACAAACUUCCUGCUGAAGAACCACAGGUCACAGACAGAGGAGGAGGCAGCUAUGACAUCAUCCUCCAAACGACUGUGACCAAGACCGACCACUAUCGCUGUGUGGUCACACAGGGGGACAUCAACCAUCAGACUGAAGCAACGAUUCAUGUUUACAUCAGUGUGGAGAGGGGUAACCCCGGAUCUGGAGCAAACAGCUCAGAGUCCACUGGAUGGACUGUUUCUGGAGUUCUUGGCGGUCUUUUGUUUUUUGUUAUUGUUGGUGGUGUUGUUCUGGCUGUGCUUAUAUACAUGGGUUGCAUCCCACUGAAUUGUAAGAAAGGUUCACCAGCAGAUCACAAGGAAGGUUCAGUAGUCCCUCUUAAGAGUCAACCCAGUCGGUCACAGGAGGCACCCGAUCCAGAAACCUAACUGUCUCUACAUGUGUUGUAACGUUUGCGGCUGAAGGAUGUGAACUGUGUUAAUGUAAAUUCUGCGAGAAGCAGUUUGAGUUUUAGAUCAGACUGUGUGUUUGUGAGGACAAUUUGGCUGAUCUUGUUUUCACAUUACAGUUCAAAUUAGUCUCAGGUUAAGGUCAGGAUCAGGGUUGUGGUUAGACAGAUAGUUGUGAUGGCAGAAGGGUGGAAGUGAUGUUGUCGGGGUGAAUGUGUAUUCAGCUCGUUCUGCCUUCACAUGGAGACAUCAUGACCACAAUCUGUCUCUGAACUUAACCUAGUGUUGUUUAUACGCUGUCCUCACAUUGAGUUCUCCCCAUAAAGAUCACAGACUGCAAGAUAACAGCACGCCCGCUCUCUGAGCUAAUUUAAAUAUCUAAAAGAAUAGGAAAUCAUCUUGUGAUGAGCUCACUCAGUCGCAACUUAAAAAGAAAGAAAGCCAGGGGUGUAAAGUGGGGGCUAGUGGCUCCUUCCCUUCUUCCUACCUUCCUACUCUUGGCCCCCGUACUCAGACCACAGCCAUCUUUUAACUGCCUUCAUUUGAUCUCAACCACGCACACACACUCACUGCUAACCCUGGCCGACAUUCGCUUCAGGUGUUGUUGCACUGUAUUGUUUUAGUUUAGUUUAGUUUUUUAUUUUUUCAGAUGUUGGACAAAGAAAAUAGAAUACAUUCAAAUAGAAUACAUUCAUUUGAAAAUAUAAAUGAAGAGAGAAAAGGAAAAAAAAAAGAAAAUGCAAAAGGAAAUACAAAUCCUAUCAUGUCACCCCUUUUUAGAAAACUCUACAAUUUUUUUUUUUAAUAUAUAUAAUUUUUUGAGUCCAUAUGUCCAAAAAAAAAACCCCUAGUUUAUACCCCUGACCAGUUAAUAUUUAAAGUUAAAUAAGCAGCAUACUGACUUUAGAUUUGAGCUUUGAACACUGGUAAUGCAUCUAUAUAGAUGCUUUCAUGUGAUACAUGACAAUAUCAAAUUCUACAGUUUGGUGUAUGCAGUGUAACAUGAUUUAGCAAAGUAAUUAAUUCGAUCAUUUCCCCUUCUGCUUCAUCUCUGUACCUGUUGAGAAUUGUUUGUUAAAUCUGUUUUUGAAUUGAAUGAUGUUUUUGCUCUGUUUCAGUUCUUCCUCUAGCCCAUUCCACAAGGUUACACCAGAGGAGGAGAUACUCAUUAUUUUAAGGGUUGUAUGCAUUACAGGUCUUUUAAAGUUCAGUGGUCCCCUGAGGUUGUAUCCCCCCUCCUUUUCCAUAAAUUUAUUUUGUACAUUACCAGGUAGUUGAUUGUAUCUUGCUUUGUACAUAACUCGCAAAACUUUAAACGUAACCAAAUCAGUGAACUUCAAAAUAUGUGAUUCCAGAAACAAUCUGUGUGUAUGGUCCUGAUACCCUGUGUUGUGUAUCACCCUUAGGGCUCUUUUUUUGGAGUGUAGAGAUUGAGUUUGUUGUUGUCUUAUAUGUAUUGCCCCAAACCUCUGAACAGUAGUGCAGGUAUGGGAGGAUCAUUGCACAGUACAGUGUGUGCAGUGAUUGGGGAUUGAGAAUAUGUUUUACCUUAUUUAUUACUGAAAUGUUCUUUGCUAUCUUAGCCCUGACAAACUCUAUAUGGGGUUUCCAGCAGAGCUUAUGGUCUAAAAUCACACCUAAGAAUUUGUUUUCAUGUACUCUUUCUAUUUCAAUGUGAUCUAUUAUCAGCUUGAUGUCUAUUUUGUUCUUACAAUUUCCAAAGACCAUACAUUUUGUUUUAUUUAAGUUUAAAGAUAACUUGUUUCUGUCGAACCACAGUUUUACUUUAUUCAUUUCUGAUGAUAAUACCUUCAUAAUCUGCUGGAUGUCCUUCCCUGUACAGAAUAUGUUUGUGUCAUCUGCAAACAAUACAUAUUUCAAUACUGAUGACACCGAACACAAAUCAUCGAUAUAGCUGGAGUGAUCCCAUCACCAGAUGCUCUCUUGCUGGUUUGUCACAGGAGUUAUUAAUUUAGUGUCUUUUUAUUGGUGUAUUUAAUAUGAACUGUUCACUUUAAUCUGUUUUAAUUUUGGCCUUACAAAAUAAAAGUUGGACCACAUGUUAGUUCAGUGAUAAGAAGGAGACAGAGGUCAGUUACACAGAGACAGACUGGAGUUAACAGGGUGACAACAGAAGAGAGGAAGUUUCCUUUAAUACUGACAGAACUGAUUAUUAAUGACUCAUUCUCUUCAGUGACAAUUAAAUUAACAGUUUGUGUUAAAGUCUGAUAUUUAAUGUGUAUAUAGUGACUGAGUUCCACUGUGUGUGGCUUUAAGAGGAGAAACAGUGUGUUUUAAAUGAUGGCUUCUUGUGCUUUGUUCUGUGUGGAUUUUCUUCUGUUGUUUUUAUAUUCUGAUUAUUUUAUGCAUCUUGUUUUUAAGAUUGAUUUCAUUUCCAGGCAGCACAGAUUUUCAUAUCACAUUUAAUGCUUCAUUUCUGUCCAAGCGUUUGAAUAAAACAUGAAAAAUGUCAAA